This is a messenger RNA of Petromyzon marinus (sea lamprey), 7909 nucleotides long. It is a transcript of the gene MSH6, whose product is annotated as mutS homolog 6. Gene Ontology annotation, molecular function: ATP binding; ATP-dependent DNA damage sensor activity; mismatched DNA binding. The record is from RefSeq and is a predicted model, not a curated record. NCBI's taxonomy places the organism in Eukaryota, Metazoa, Chordata, Hyperoartia, Petromyzontiformes, Petromyzontidae. Gene Ontology annotation, biological process: mismatch repair. Gene Ontology annotation, cellular component: MutSalpha complex; nucleus.
AUUGGCCAGCGGUACGUGACGUCACGUUUAUAAUUUCGCGGGAAAAAUCACAGCUGACCGCGUGUGGCAGCAGCAGCAGCCCGCAGUAGCAUCGCUGACAACGCCAUUGGCAGUGUUGGAAAAACAACACCACUCUCGUUAAGCUUCAGCCCGCGCGGUCUCCUCAACAUGUCACAGAAGAACACGCUCUUCAAGUACUUCAACAAAUCGCCGGGCCUGACCGCCAAGGCCAAGAGCGCUGGCUCGCCCACCGAGGCCGACCCGCCUCCCCCGGGGGCCUCGUCUCCGCCUACCGAGAAGGAGCGCGGUCCGCGGGCGGCGAACGCUAAGCGAGAGCGCGGCUCCGAUGUGGCCCAGGCCCGAGAGGCGGCGAAGGCGCCAAAGUCGUCGGAAGAGAGUGAGUUCCAACCAGGUGACUUGCUGUGGGCCAAGCUGGAGGGAUACCCGUGGUGGCCCAGCCUGGUGUAUGACCACCCCGAGUCCGGAGCGCACACACGGGGCCGCGGAAAGUCCCUGAGAAUCCACGUGCAGUUUUUUGAUACUCCUCCUACCCGCAGCUGGGUCGGUGCAAAGUACUGCAAGCCCUACAAUGGAUCCAGCUCGAAGGAGGCGCAGAGGGGAGGCGUCUUCUUCAGCACCAAUCCUCAGAUCCUGGGGGCGAUGAAGCAGGCCGACAAGGCGAUUCCGCUGAGCAUGGAAAAGCGCCUAGACCUCGUCGUGUGUGUGGAGCCAUCGGAUGAAGAGGACAGCGAUGAAGCUGAUGAAGAGAUGGAGGUGGAUGCGAUUGCGUCGGACGUGGAAGCGAAUGGAAAGGGUGACGGCGAGGAGGAAGAGAAGGAGGAGGACGACGGGGGAAGUGAUGGCACCGCGUGCGAGACGCGCACCCCUUUGCGCUCGACGCGCAAAACGGCACUCGAGAAAAACGGUCGGAAGAACAAGCGGCGCCGCAUUGUGGUGCCCUCCGACACCGAUGACAGCGACGCCGAGUUCAAACCGGACACGGUCGAUGCGAGCAGCGAUGAGGCCAGCAGCGGUGUCGAUGAGAAGGAAGCAAGCGAGCCCGAGUCCGCCUCCGACCCGGAGUCGCCCGUCAAGAAGCGCAAGCGCACCACAACCAAGGCUCCCGCCCUAACGCCCAGUCGCCAGCCGUUGAUGCUGGGUCUGAGCAGCGUUGCGUCGUCCGGAAAGGCGGCGACCCCCAAGCAAGCCCAGACGGGUUCCAAUGCCAAGGCUAAGCUGUCCGCCUUCUCGUCGGACACCCUCGAGAGCCAGAAUGGCGGGGGGCAGGAUGGCGGAAAAGAGGGUGGCGGGUGGGACCAUGAGAAGCUGGACUGGUUGCGGGACGGCAAGCGUCGCGACGGCAAGAGGCGGCUCCAGUCGGACCCCGAGUACGACCCUUCCUCCAUCUACGUCCCCGAUUCCUUCCUGUCCGCGUGCACGCCUGGCAUGCGGCGCUGGUGGGAGAUCAAGAGCACGUUGUUCGACACCGUGCUCUUCUUCAAGGUGGGCAAGUUCUACGAGCUGUACCACAUGGACGCGCUGACGGGCGUGUCGGAGCUGGGCCUGCUCUUCAUGAAGGGCACAUGGGCCCACUCGGGCUUCCCAGAGACCUCCUUUGCGCGCUUCUCGGAUGGGCUGGUGCAGAAGGGCUACAAGGUGGCGCGAGUGGAGCAGACGGAGACGCCCGACAUGAUGGAGGCUCGCUGCCGCGCCAUGGCUCGCCCGGCCACAAAGUUAGACAAGGUGGUGAAGCGCGAGGUUUGCCGCAUCAUCACCAAGGGCACGCAGACGUACAGCAUCCUCGACGGCGAUCCCUCAGACGCGCAGAACAAAUUCCUGCUGGCCGUGCGCGAGAGGGAGGGCCCGCCCGGCGGCAGUGGCAACAAUAGCGGCGCGAACGAGACGGGGGCGUCCGUGCGCACGUACGGCGUGUGUUUCGUCGACACGUCUGUCGGGGUCUUCCACCUGGGCCAGUUCACGGACGACCGCCACUGCUCGCGCUUCCGCACGCUGGUCGCGCAUCACGCACCCGCGCAGGUUUUGUACGAGCGCGGGGGCUUGUCAGCCGAGACGCAGAAGAUUGUCCGUGUGACGCUGGCUUCGGCACUGCAGGAUGCUCUGACGCCCUCCACUCAGUUCUGGGAUGCCACCAAGACGCUCAAGGUGCUAGCGGAGGAGGGCUACUUCAAGGUCGAGGACGAACGCGGAGGCAGCGGCGGCGGUGGGGGCAGUAGCGGUGCCCUGCCGCCCGUGCUGCGCGCCAUGACGGCCGCCAGCGACUCGCUGGGCCUGGCGGCGGCGGACGAGGCGGAGCUGGCGCUGUCCGCCCUGGGGGCCAUGCUCUUCUACCUUCGCAAGUGCCUCAUCGACCACGAGCUCCUCUCCAUGGGCAACUUCCGCCGCUACCAGCCGCCCGACCUUGCGCUCGCCGGCGAUGCGCACAACGGCCACCGUGACGCCAACGAGGAUGAUGAUGAGGAGGAGGAGGUGGGCAGCACGGGACUCGCGACUCGCCGCAUGGUGCUGGACGGCGUGACUCUCACCAACCUGGAGGUUCUGCAGAGCAGCACGACGGGCGGCGUGGAGGGCACGUUGCUGGUGCGCCUCGACUCGUGCCUCACGCCGUUCGGGCGCCGCCUGCUGCGCGCCUGGCUGGUGGCGCCGCCGUGCGACCCACGAGCCAUCGACGACCGCCUCGACGCGCUGGAGGACCUCAUGGCCGUCCCCGACAAGGUGUUGCAGGUGAAGGAUCUUCUGCGCAAAAUGCCCGACCUGGAGCGGCUGCUGAGCAAGAUUCACGGACUGGGCACCCCGCUGCGCGCGAGCCGCGACCACCCGGACAGCCGCGCCAUCCUCUACGAGGAAACGGCGUACAGCAAGCGCAAGAUCGCCGACUUCCUCUCCACGCUCGAGGGUUUCCGCGCUGCCAGCCAGGCUGCUGGCCUGCUGCAGGAGUGCGCGGGCGACUUCAAGUCGCGGCUUCUGCGCAAGGUGGUGUCUACGGAAGAUGGGGGGCACUUCCCAGACCUGUCCCCCGAGUUGCAGCGCUGGGACACGGCGUUCGACCACCAGAAGGCGCGCAGCUCAGGCGUCAUCACCCCACGUCCAGGCUUCGACCCCGAGUAUGACCAGGCGCUCCUGGACAUCUCCGCCAACAAGAAAUUGCUCGAUGAAUACUUGGAGAAGCAGCGCAAGCGUCUGAGCUGCAAGUCCAUCGUCUACUGGGGCACGGGUCGCAACUGCUUCCAGAUGGAGGUGCCGGACGCCGUGGCGCAGAGGAACACUCCCGAGGAGUACCAGCUCAAGUCGACCAAGAAGGGCUUCCGCCGAUUCCACUCGCCCGAGAUCGAGCGGCUGAUGGCGCUUCUCUCGGACGCCGAGGAGCGGCGCGACAUAGCCAUGCGCGACUGCAUGCGCCGCCUCUUCUACAACUUCGACGCCAGCUACAAGCAGUGGAGCGCCGCCAUGCACUGCAUGGCCGUCCUGGACGUGCUUCUCAGCCUGGCUCACUACAGCGAGCAGGGCGGAGAGGGCGCUAACCCCAUGUGCCGCCCGAGCGUGCGGCCGCCCCCCUCGGAGGGCGGCUCGUCGGGGGGGGGGCCCUUCCUGGAGCUGCGUGGCUCCCGCCACCCCUGCGUCUCCACCACCUUCCUGGGCGACAGCUUCAUCCCCAACGACGUGGUGGUGGGCCUUUCGGAUGGAGACGAUGACGGCGGCGCCCGUUGCGUGCUCGUCACGGGACCCAACAUGGGCGGCAAGUCGACGCUCAUGCGCCAGGCGGGGCUCAUCGUCAUCAUGGCACAGCUGGGCUGCUACGUGCCGGCCGAGGCGUGCCGCCUGACGCCCGUGGACCGCGUGUUCACGCGGCUGGGGGCCUCUGACCGCAUCAUGUCUGGGGAGAGCACGUUCUUCGUGGAGCUGAGCGAGACGUCCAGCAUCCUGCAGCACGCGACGCGCCACUCCCUCGUGCUGCUCGACGAGCUUGGCCGCGGCACGGCGACGUACGACGGGACGGCGAUCGCGAGCGCCGUGGUGCACGAGCUCGCCGAGGGCGUGCGCUGCCGCACGCUCUUCUCCACACACUACCACUCGCUCGUGGAGGACUUCGCGGCCAGCCCACACGUGCGCCUGGGCCACAUGGCGUGCAUGGUGGAGCAGGAGAAUGACGACGACCCCAGCCAAGAGACCAUCACCUUCCUCUACAAGUUCGUUGCCGGCGCGUGCCCCAAGAGCUACGGCUUCAACGCCGCCCGUCUGGCCGGGCUGCCCGACGCGGUUGUGCGGGCAGGACACCGCAAGGCGCGCGAGUUCGAGAGCAGCACCAACGCCCUCCGUGCAUUCAGGAUGCUGUGUUCCAUGUCGGAGGGGAACUUUCACCUUGAGAAGCUGAAGGACAUUCAGAGGAUGAUCGGCGAGCUGUGAGGGCUGAUGAAUGUUUGCGCUCCUUUGCUUUGAGCCCUUCAACGUGACCAUCUUUGUGCGCAUAUUCCUCUUCCUGUUUCGUUUUAAGAGAAGCAAAUAUUACAUGGCAAAAUACAAUUUGAUGUACGCUUGUCGGGGAACAAUUAUGCGUUUGUAAUGGCUCGGUUUUGUAGAAUGUGGACUUUACGUGCCGACGAGCUGAUUGUUCAAAAUAAUUCCGUGAAAUCUGGUGGCCAAAACUAGGUGCAAGAAUGUGCGGCCCACGCGAGAUGAUUUAAAUCUGUCAACGACGAGCAAUCCAUCGCCACAAGUAAUCUGUAAGUGAUGGGAUUUUCAUCCUCAUUUUCUUAUUUUAAUUAUUGUUGACUAGGCAAGUGUAGAUGAGGUCAGCAUAGUGUAAAGGUACAAGCCAUCUAGAUAUGGGGAUCCUAGAGGCAUACUGCAGCAGCGAAUGUUGAUGGCUUACUGAUGAGUGCUCAUGACGAUGAAACCGGGUACAGGUGUCUGUUUCACUGCUGCCAAUUUGGCAUGACCACAUUUUCUCAACCCUUUUGAUUCGUUGGUCCAAAUGACAUUUGCCACACACAGUUAUUUUGAGCUUGUGGUCUGGAUAAGCUUUUGUACUUUCAAUGCAUACCUUUGUAUUUUACAGAUAUUCCCAUGUGAUGCUAUGCAUUUGAAUGGGUAAUUGUUAAUUAACUAAAGAUUAACAGUAUUAACGUCAGGAGGAUACAACUGGAUCCAGAACAAAACAAAAUUCAGACUGUCAAUAAAGGAAAGUAGAAAAUAUUACAAACAUUUAAAUAUGUUGUCCAAUAUUAAAAAUAUUUAAUACAAACUAUACGUUACGAUUCAACUACCGGUAAUUUGAUGAAGCGCCAGAUUUCAGUUACAAAUAAAUUAAGUGUUGUCUUCGUUUUGUCGCUCCUCAUGCCAGUCUCGUAUGUUCUGUUCUGGUUUGUUAUGCCCAUUCGCCUACAUAGAUAUUUGCAGAUUAGAAUAUAAUUAACAUUAAUCAUAAAUAAUUUAGAUGUUUUUCACACAUUCAAUGCUUGUAUCCAGGAUAAUGAGAAUCCAUUCAAAGAACUCAUCGGUGAAUUGCUGUACAGAUCUAGUUAGAUAUGUACCCGUACCUAAGUAGACCGUUUGACAUGGGUUUUUGAGGCGUCAUCAUCAGCCAUGAUCAAUUCACCGCUGGAAUGAAGACCUCAAGCCGUUGCCGUCUCUCGGUCGUGCGAUGCAACAAUACAUCGAGCACCUGUACGCAAGCCGAUUUUGUAUCUCCAUCUCCUCGUUCCCUCCUUUGCUUUGUCACUCCGUUGGUCGUCUCGACCACAAGCCUUCAUCCCUUAUCGCGAAGUGUUCUGCCAAAGUGCACUUUUCUUAACGGUCAAUGUUGGAAUGUUCUCUCUACUCAUUGUGCUCGUCUUUCUGCCUCCGAUUGUAAUUGCAAUCGUGCAUGUCUCCGUUCUUCUCCGUUCUUCUUUUUCAAACAUUAACGCGCUCAGUUUGCUUCGUCAAUGUCCGUGUUUCUCGUGAGGGAAAAAUAGUUUAAAAUCCCAACCGGAAGUGUUGAGCGAUAUCACUGCAAUAAUUAUUUUUUUUAAACACAGGACUGAUGUCGGUAGCGCGUUCCUGUGAGUGUUAGGCCUUUUUUUUAUCAUUACCCUUCAACCUCGCGUUGAGCAGCUUGGAGUACAGCGCACGUACUAUCCGCAAAUGAAAACAUUUUUGGAUUGCGUUUUCCAGUUACGCCGACCGAAACGGCCGACCACGGAUGAGUUUAUUGUUGUUGCAGCGUCUGUUUCAUCGCAAUAUCGUAAAAUUCGGUGCGACAACAAUCUUAUCUUCAAACAGGCUUGGGGGGGGCCUCUACGUUGCGUCUUUGCCUUAUUGUGCCUUAGUUAAAAUAUAACGAGUAGAAGUUGUACAUUUUGUGAGUUUACUCUCCAACAUACCACUGUACUAAACUAACUAAUGGGCACGUUUUGUCUACGUGACAAACCUUACGAAUGGGUUGCGCCGGGUGGUGGUGGGUUUAACGACACAUGUAUAUUUACGCGAUCUAACCCAAAAAAACGUCUUCUGAAUGAAAAGAAAGAUUAAGCGUUGAUGCGAUGUCAUGUCAGCGACACUGGCGGGGAAACGCGCGGGUGCUUUGUGCAGUGUUUGCGGCUCGAUGGUUUUUUUCUUUAAACUUAAUGAGCCCUGAUGAUGUACACAUUAGGCCGUCAUUUCUCAGGUAUCCGAGUGGUUUUUAUCGCGAGCCGAUCGUCUCCACUCAUUCACACGUGCAUUGGACCGAGUGACGGCAUCUCGGUUAAGUAAUUGCACGACAUAGUCCAGCUCAAUUUCACGUUUGUCAUACUUUGUUUUCACUCAUGCGACAUUUAGCUCCUGAACAUACGCAAAAAUAGAAUUAAAACUCCGUAUGAAACGUGAAUGUGUUUAGCCGUCCUUUGUUAAUUUGUUGUCAUUUUGUGUUUUUUUUGUUGUUUGUCAAAAUUACAUUGUGAAAGGAUGCAAAGGUCAGCCGUCUUUCCUGUCACUCUAGUUCCUCCAGCAGUAGUAGAAUUGUCCCGAUAGCACGCUCGCCUCGGUAAAUGCUCUACGGCAAAGCACACACCGAGUUUAUGUACGGUAUUGCUUUUUUCUCCAUUUAGCGGGGUCCCGUAGUUUAUAUGGAGUGCUUUGAAGCCGAUAAAAUCUGGUAAUACCAGCUUGACAAUCAGAUGGAGUAGCGAGAAAGUUUAAACAGGUCCCAGAGUUUGCUUAAACAAAAUGCUGCUUGAUAAUAUUUGGAAAGCCAAAAGGGAUUACUUUUUUAAAGUCACCAAGUUGUGCUUGUAUAUAUUCAGUUACCCAUGGUGUUCCAUGUGAAAGCAUAAUGAGUGUGUGUCAAGUGGAAUUCGCCGAGAGUAAAUGCACACCCGUGUCAAAGAACCACUUUAAUUUGCGGAGUGGGAAAAUCGGGCCAAACAAAGGGCUUGCUUUGGGCACAGACCAAUGACGGACACCUUUAAAAGUAAAUGUUAAAUAAGGCGUCAUUGUACGGCAGGAAAUAACUCGCAAGGAUACGUAUGGCUCGUGUCGUUUCAACACUGGCAACAUUUAAUGCAAACGUUGCAGCUUUUUUUGUUGUUUAGUUAAAAGUGCAAGAUGUAAUUUUGAGUGCAUGAAAAUAUAUGUUUUAGAUCAUUCCAACACUUGUGACGCUUUUUCUUCUGUGCAUAUGCUUUUCUAGUUGUAAACAUGUAUACCAAUUUGCUUUUAAUUGCAACUCUUUACCGUUUCAUGAACGUCUUCCACGUGUAGUAAAUAUGCCCGGAAAGUACUCUUUAACCGUGUUUAAUUUGCCAAACGUGUUAACUGUGAAGCCUAGCUGCCAAUUGGGCUCGCCAGACGACGUUUCGAUGUUGGCAUUUGUGUUGUAUAUUCAUUGCGUUCAGGUAGACAUCGUUUGAAAUAAAGUUACGAAGAAACCAAU